AUGCAGAUUUUCGUCAAGACUUUGACGGGAAAGACGAUCACCCUCGAGGUGGAAUCGUCUGACACUAUUGACAAUGUCAAGGCUAAGAUCCAAGACAAGGAAGGAAUUCCUCCUGACCAGCAGCGAUUGAUCUUCGCUGGAAAGCAACUUGAGGAUGGCCGCACCCUGAGCGACUACAACAUUCAGAAGGAGUCGACUCUUCACCUUGUCCUCCGUCUCCGUGGUGGAAUCAUUGAGCCUUCGCUCAAGGUGUUGGCUUCCAAGUACAACUGCGACAAGCAAAUUUGCCGCAAGUGCUAUGCUCGUCUCCCUCCUCGCGCCACCAACUGCCGCAAGCGUUCGUGUGGACACUCUUCUCAGCUCCGCCCUAAGAAGAAGCUCAAGUAG
Molecule: messenger RNA, 387 nt
Organism: Rhizoctonia solani
Lineage: Eukaryota; Fungi; Basidiomycota; Agaricomycetes; Cantharellales; Ceratobasidiaceae
Product: ubiquitin family protein
Exons: 5
Coding region: 1-387 (128 amino acids)
Biological process (GO): modification-dependent protein catabolic process; translation; protein ubiquitination
Cellular component (GO): ribosome; nucleus; cytoplasm
Molecular function (GO): ubiquitin protein ligase binding; structural constituent of ribosome; protein tag activity
Source: RefSeq, a predicted model, not a curated record